Molecule: messenger RNA, 1857 nt
Organism: Neolamprologus brichardi
Lineage: Eukaryota; Metazoa; Chordata; Actinopteri; Cichliformes; Cichlidae
Source: RefSeq, a predicted model, not a curated record
GAGCCUUUCCAGAUGUGCCAGCUGUCAGUUCCAUGGACACUGACGCCCACGUACCUGAGUCCUGUCGCUGUCCUCGUCCAUCCCUUUGUGUACCAUCUUCUGAGCAGGAUAAUGCACCAUGUCAUGAAUUCAAAUCAUCUCAAACUUGAACACCAGCGAGUUGUACCCCUAAAAACAACCUGAAUGUAAACUUCAGGAUGUGAACAUUUUUCUUCUUUUAACCGUAAAUUUAAGAAGACAGUCUUUUCAGAGGCUCUAAAGGUGCUGAUGGUAAAAUCUGCAGCUUCAUUAAAAGCCCAGCGGGGUUACGACUCAGCUGCCCAGUUUAAGCUGAAUUCAGACCAAUAUUUACUGUUAAAUGUGUGAGCAUGUGUACCGUACACCUCAUACAUAUAUUACACACUUGAAUGUCUCCACACAGUCUGUUUGUUUGAACCACAAAAUCUGUCAUUAAAUGUCAAUGCUGGGUGUGUGCGUGUACUCGUAUUUCUCCCAUCGUGGGGUCUUGAUUUCUUUAUUGGGAAAACCCCAAAACAGUUAUUGUCAAUAGGAAGUGUGUGUGAGCAUUUACUUGUAUUUCUGACAUUGUGGAGACACAUUUGACUCAUUCAGGGACUCAACAUCACUUUCAGCUUUCUUUAAGACUGUAGAGGCGACGGUGUGAGUUGUUGCUGUUUCCCGUGUGAACUCGUCGUCGGCUGUUUGUCGGCGUUUCUGUGGCAACGCCCUGAACUGUCCUCGCUGAUAAGGACACUGUGGGCAGAUAAACACGACGGUGCUCGAUGGCUGAUUAAGCCCAGAUGAAACAUUAGUUUUUCAUAAUAAGAAAUAUAAUUAUAUAUAAUCAUUAUUUCUUUUACUUUGGGGCCAUACGCUAUUAGUUUUUGAUCCUUUCUUUUUGGUUUCCUUUAUUUGAAUCUCUUCUCCAUUAAUUUUGAUGUCACAGGAUUUCUGCUCAAGCCUGUUCGACCCAUUUGUGCGAUUACAUAAUAUAUUUCAUAUAUGCAUAGCCUGGAUACUGCAAACAAACCUCUGGUGUAUUUGAGGUGUCGACAUACAAGUUACUGUUGAAGACAGUCACACUUCUUCCCUCAGCAAGUGUUUGCAAAGACUGAGCUGUUAAUGUUUAUUCUGUGUUUCAGUCUCGUCUGCUCAUCUCCUCCGUCUGUACGACAGGUUUGAGAGUCUGGACAGAGACAACAGAGGAUGCCUCAGCCCUGAUGACUUCGAGGCGCUCGGAGGUUUGGCCAUGAACCCCAUCGGAGGCAGAAUCAUGGAAGCCUUUUUCUCCUCGGGACAGGAUACCGUGGACUUUUCCUCCUUUGUCCGGAUUCUGGCUCAUUUCCGUCCAACUGACAGAAACCGAAACAAAGAAGGAGCACAGCAGGAGCUCCCCAGCAGCAGGACCAGGAAGCUCAAAUUUGCCUUUCAGCUGUACGAUAUGGACCGAGAUGGGAAGAUUUCCAGAGAGGAGCUUCUUCAGGUUCUGCGGGCGAUGCUGGGGCUGCAGGUGACGGAGGAGCAGCUGCAGAGCAUAGCUGAGCGAGCCAUUCAGGAGGCCGACCUCGACAAAGAUGACGCCAUCUCCUUUGACGAGUUCAAAAAGUCACUGGAGAAAACGGACAUUGAUACCAAGAUGAGCGUCAGCUUCCUGAAAUAAAGACACAACCUGCUAAGAAUUUACAUCAGCACAAAGAUCCCAGCAGGAAACAUCUGCAGAUUGAGAUCAGCUCUCAAACAAACUGGAGAUCUGGUGGAUGAACUGAUGUUACUCCUGUGCACGCUGGGCUGAACACACCUGCAACAUGUUAACAGUCUUAAAAAGGGAAAUAAUAAAGUUUUAUUCAAACCUUUUAA